CAGUGUCACUGAUGAGGUCACAGAAUAAAGCCAGGGUCCUAGUAACCGUGGGGAGCCAGCAUCCACUUUGGCUGGGGCCAGCUGGAGGCUUCAGCACAGCCCAAGCCAACUGCCACUCGACAGCUGGAGCGCCGGCCCUGGGCGCUGCCUUCACAUUAUGAAACCCCACUUCACGGGUCACAGGGGAGGACAGUUACCAACCGAGGGGACCACUCUUAGCUUGACCAGCCUUGAGUCCACAGAGGACAGCGUGGAAGUGUGGCCAGGGACCCUAAAGAAAGAAGAGCCACCUCCACAGCCAGGGCCCGCCACUCCCUACGCGGAGGACAUCUACCGUGCUGCCAGGGGCCGGGGCCUGCUGGGCUGGAGCAGCUCGCCCUCGUCCGAGUCCUCCUCCGAGUACCGGUCCUACUCGCAGUGCCCGUCGUGCUGCUCGCGCACGUGCGGCGAGGGCGCGGCCCCGCAGAGCGUGUGCGCCUUCUACACGCACGUGCAGACCGUGCGCGGCGUGGCGGUGGCCUGGGAGACCGAGGCCGGCUUCCAGCCGGUCAGCAGGAAGCCGCGCAUCCGCGAGGCGCAGUUCAUCAAGCGGCAGCGCCGGAAAGGCUCCUCCUUCGAGAUGGCUUCCAACACCGACCUGCGCUGGGACCUGGAGGCCUGCAAGAGCCCCCGCGGGCCCCCGCCGGACGACGCGGAGCCGCCGGAGUGCAGCCUGCAGGAGCUGCGGGCGCCCCCGGACUGGCUGGUCACCACGGGCUACGGGCUGCGCUGCGUGGCCUGCUGCCGCGUCUUCCCCUCGCUGGACGCGCUGCUGGAGCACGCCCAGCACGGCAUCCGGGAGGGCUUCAGCUGCCAGAUCUUCUUCGAGGAGAUGCUGGAGAGGAGGCGGGCUCGAGGCCAAGCGCGGGAGCAACCGGAGGGGGAGGGGAAGGGGGAGGGGGAGGGGGAGGAGGAGGAGGAGGAGGACGAGGACGAGGAGGACGAGGAGGAGGAGGAAGAGGAGGAGGAGAAGGGGAAGGAAGAGAAGGAGCAGAACCCUCCUGACAACGGCGAGUGCUCCCGCGGCAAGCCGCUUCCUCCGCAGCCGCAGGAGCCGUGAGCGCGGGAGGUGCCCACCCUGCCCGCACCUCCACACUUGGGGCUUCCCCUCCCCCGCCCGCAGGAUCGGGAGCGUGGGGCAGGGAGAGGACAGGGUCGUGGGUGGAAGUGAGUGGCGCGGAGAGCAGCCAGGGCCGGGACACUGGGCAGGAAGGAGCCUUCCCCAAGGGCACGGCGUUUCCACCGGAGUCCAUUUCAAAACCCAAAUCCAAAGAAGAGGGCUUCCAGCGUUUCCAUGGUGGGCACAAGAUCUGAACCCUGCAAACAUGUGGCCAGAGGGAUUUCUAUUUUUGCUGGUGGAUCAAGCAAGUCCACACUUGCUGUGUAAGUAGACGUGACUCACAGGAGAGCCAACUGCAAUGAAGAUUUGGCCCUAUUUUUUUCAUUGUUAGGAAUGCGUCAUAUGCCCUAGUUCUAUGUCUUAUGUUGUUGGGAUUAAACUUUAAUAAAUCAAAAUUGAAGGCAGUGAG
This is a messenger RNA of Microcebus murinus (gray mouse lemur), 1568 nucleotides long. The record is from RefSeq and is a predicted model, not a curated record. NCBI's taxonomy places the organism in Eukaryota, Metazoa, Chordata, Mammalia, Primates, Cheirogaleidae.